Molecule: messenger RNA, 2857 nt
Organism: Sebastes umbrosus (honeycomb rockfish)
Lineage: Eukaryota; Metazoa; Chordata; Actinopteri; Perciformes; Sebastidae
Gene: eya2
Product: EYA transcriptional coactivator and phosphatase 2
Exons: 16
Coding region: 314-1741 (475 amino acids)
Biological process (GO): positive regulation of DNA repair; negative regulation of extrinsic apoptotic signaling pathway in absence of ligand; cell differentiation
Cellular component (GO): nucleus
Molecular function (GO): protein tyrosine phosphatase activity
Source: RefSeq, a predicted model, not a curated record
GACACACCGGGACACACCGGGACACUUCUUCUUCUUCUUCUUUAUUUUCUUUCUUUUUUUUUUUUCCUGGUCACUUGUGAGAAGUGUGCGGAUCCUCUGGGCAUGGAGACACAACUGCUCUGACUGAUGAUCGGAUUUCUUGCUGCACAUUCGUCUUUCUGAAUAAUGGAGAGUUGACGGCUCGAGAGGAACCUGACUAACAGCAGUGAGACGGGAUAAAGAGGAUAAAGCUCUCUCUACAGAGCCAGGGCUUCUCAUCAUCGAUUACAAACUCAUCGUACCUACUGCGGAUCAGCUGACGGGUAGAGGCGUCAUGGCUGCGUAUGGACAGACUCAGUACAGCCCGGCCCUCCAGCCUGCAGGGCCGUACGCACCAUACACCCACCACACACAGGGCUACAGCGUGCCCUCUUACAACAUUAAAACAGAAGACGGCCUGAGUCAUUCUCCAGGACAGACGGGAAUACUGGGAUACUCCAACUUCAGCAGCACUCCUCCCAGUCAGAGUCUCUACAGCUACUCUCACACACACGGUGGUGGUAUUUCAUCUGGAAUUUUUCAAGGCACCCAUGCAAUCUCAAGUUCAACCCCGUUCAACUCUACCCAACAAGAGUUUUCAGCGUACUCUAGCUACAGUCAGAGUCAGUACUCUCCGUAUUAUAACUCACAUCACUACAACAGCCCCUACCUAACCGGCAGCAACAUCAGCCCUGCCGCCAUCACAGCUCCAAUAGCCUAUCAGCAUCCAGAACACCCCGUCAUGCUGCCCAAUCACAGCCCAGAGUCACACACAGGAGAGUACCACCCGCCGCCCAGCCCCCCCACACCAGGUAAAGAGGAGGUCCCAGCACGAAGGGGGUCAGAUGGGAAGUUGAGAGGGAGGAAAAGAGCCAGUGACCCCGCUCCACCUCUGGACUCUGAUAUAGAGCGUGUGUUUAUCUGGGACCUGGAUGAAACCAUCAUCAUUUUCCAUUCGCUCCUCACGGGAACCUUCUCCUCACGAUUUGGCAAGGACUCCUCAAAGGCAGUGUCUCUUGGUUUGUGGAUGGAGGAGAUGAUCUUCAACCUGGCCGACUCGAGACUCUUCUUCAACGACUUGGAGGAAUGUGACCAGGUUCAUAUUGAUGACGUGGCGUCAGACGACAACGGACAGGACCUGAGCACUUACAACUUUGGAUCGGACGGCUUCCAGAGCCCAGCGGGGGCCGGCUCUCUGUGCCUGGGGUCGGGGGUUCACGGAGGGGUGGACUGGAUGAGGAAGCUGGCUUUCCGAUACCGCAGAGUCAAGGAAAUCUACAACACAUACAAGAAUAAUGUUGGGGGUUUGCUGGGCAGCCCCAAGCGAGAAGAGUGGUUACAGCUGAGGAGAGAGAUGGAGGUCCUGACCGACCUGUGGCUGACUCAGGCACUCAAAGCCCUGGCUCUCAUCAACUCCAGGCUUAACUGUGUGAACGUGUUGGUGACCACCACCCAGCUCAUCCCAGCCCUCUCCAAGGUGUUACUGUACGGUCUGGGCGCUGCUUUCCCCAUAGAGAACAUAUACAGUGCCACCAAGACAGGCAAAGAGAGCUGUUUUGAGCGUGUCUCUCAGAGGUUUGGUCGGAGAGCGGUGUACGUGGUGAUAGGAGACGGAGCCGAAGAAGAGUCCGUGGCCAAGAAGAAGAACAUGCCGUUCUGGAGGGUGUCCUGUCGGGCCGACCUCGAGGCUCUGAGCCAUGCACUGGAGCUGGACUACCUCUAGAGGGCACCAGCGGUCACGCUCUCUGCUCUUCCACCUAAAUCAUGAGAAGCUCCUGAACUCCUGAGUGCAGCUAUCAGGUGAAGCCGCCCCCUAGAGACUGAUUCAGAGUCAGUAUUGCUAUUUCAAAGUCUGGUGCAAGGUGUUUGAUCCCUGAUGAGCAGCAUCCAGGCAGACAAUUUCACUUUAAAGCCAAAGGAACUGUGAGGAUUUCGAAGCGAGGCUGCAGUGUAUCGAUGACACAUGGACCAAAAUAAAAGACCAAAGACAAACAAGGGACCAACGCUUCAUAACUAACCCCAGGGAACUAUGGUUAAAACUGCAAAUGCUUUAAAAAAAACAAAACUUUUUUCCUUUUUUUAAACUUCAGUUCAUCUCAACUUUAUCAAAGGUGUCCCACUUUUGUACAAACAAAAAAAAAGUGAUGCACUGAAAAAUUGUACAUCCUGUUUAUUGAACACAGUGUCUGCAUGGAUAAAAAAGCUCCGAUUGUUGUUAGUUUGUUCUGCUGUGUCUUUUUUGUAUUUGUCGUGAGACUAAACCCGGUUUCCACUGACCAACACUAUUUUAAAAACAAAAUUAGACCUAAAAUUAUGAUAUUACGUGGGAUAGAUUUUGCCUUCACUAUUAUUUUAGAAUUGUUUUAUUCAUGAUAAAUGUCAGAUAAUAUUCUCCUCAUAGGUAGAGGCUAUUGAAAAUAGUCUGAUUGUAUUUUACCAUUAAAAUGUGAGCUAUUUAUUAUUGGUUAAAUUCACAACACAAUCAGGUAUAAACAGUUUGGGAGCUCGGCAUAAAACUAUCCCUUUCAAAGACCAAAAAUGUGCUCUUGUAAAACUGUUUUGAUAAGACGUUGUCUUGAAGAUGCUGUAUUAUAGGCUGGUGCUUGAAUCCUUCCUUUUGAUUCUGGGUUGUAUAUGUUGUCAUGUUUUAACUCUCCUUCUUUUCAUUUCCUAAUAACCCGUUUGUAAUAUAGAUGAACUGGUUGUGCAUGUGCCGAUUACACUGCCUGUCAGCUUAGCUAUGAUUUGUAUAUAAUGCUUUAUUAUUGUCGAUUUGUUUUGACAGACAGUUCAAAUAGAUUAAUACAAAAUAAAUUAAUUGCAUCGUUGGGAAAGGUGA